AUGGUCAGUGACUGUCCAAGAGACCAGUGGCUUUGCUCAGCUGACCUCGUCCGGCACGUGUCCUCAUUCUUGUAUCAGUCUGAUGUGUGCAGCCUGUGGCGAACGUGUAAGCUGUCUUAUGAGCAUCUCCACGUGGGUUCGCUCUUGUGGUUGCCGAACAUAUUCUUACUGGAUGGUGAUGAUGAGGAAAUCAACGAGCGUUUGGCUGAGGUCUGCCCAGAUUCGGUGAGGUUCAUCCGAGUUCCCAUUCAGAGUCCUCAAAGUGUGAAGGCUCUCCUUCCCUUUCUACCCCACAUCUCUGGGCUUGGUAUCGAAAUCUCAAGCGCUGCUGCAGCCGAACAGUUGAAGGAAAGCCUAGGGGAAUUCCGUGGCCGUCUGGAACGUAUUUGGGUGGAAUACUCUGUGGAAAUCGAUGAAUGUAUCGAUUACAUUGGGGAGAGCUGCAAGGAGGUCUAUCUAGCUUCUACUGGUUCAUCAUACAUAACUGUUGAGCUUGGUACGAAGGUUGAGGAGGUCGUCCUGGCCGGUAAGCUCAGCUGCAAGACGCUACGGUGUCUCGCGGCGUUACCUAGCAACCAGUUGAUCAUAUUGGACCUCUCACACUGCCGUUUGCCGCACCGUAUGGAAGUCAGUGUAGAUGACAUCUUGGAACGUCAUCACGGGUCGUUGAGCUAUAUGGCCUUCAAGUACUUCCCACUACCCUUGUCUCGUCUUGCUGGUGUCGGCGCGAGGUACCCGAGGCUUGUGUGUUUUCCCAAGCUUGUUAGAGGGCUCGACGUUAUGCAGGUGGUCCUCACUGAUCUGUCGCCGAGGAUGACCUUCAGUGCUCCUACUGGUAGUAGAGAGGACUACUUCUCUCGCUUUGACCAUCUGCCUUUGAUCGGUUGGAGCGAAUUUGGCGUUUUCGCUUCCACAUUGGCAAUCUUCGACUUCUGUGAGCUGGAGGCAACUUGGGCCUCUCUGGCUGGGGAAAUCAAGGGCUUGUGGGCAGCUGCGGCCAAGUCUGUUGAGCAGCUCUAUGGAGACUAUAGGAAGUACGUACCUGCAUCCAAACUGCCUGCAGCUUCCUUCGAUCUCGAGCUGUCCAGCGACUCUGGCUCCGCAGAAGUUGAUGACGAUAACAGCAGGUCUUCUACUUCGUCAGACCUUUGA
Molecule: messenger RNA, 1152 nt
Organism: Perkinsus marinus ATCC 50983
Lineage: Eukaryota; Perkinsozoa; Perkinsida; Perkinsidae
Exons: 1
Coding region: 1-1152 (383 amino acids)
Source: RefSeq, a predicted model, not a curated record